This is a messenger RNA of Aureobasidium melanogenum CBS 110374, 804 nucleotides long. RefSeq names its product Translin. The transcript is spliced from 2 exons. Gene Ontology annotation, cellular component: nucleus; cytoplasm. The record is from RefSeq and is a predicted model, not a curated record. The coding region runs from base 1 to 804 and encodes 267 amino acids. NCBI's taxonomy places the organism in Eukaryota, Fungi, Ascomycota, Dothideomycetes, Dothideales, Saccotheciaceae. Gene Ontology annotation, molecular function: RNA binding; RNA endonuclease activity; sequence-specific DNA binding.
AUGGAGGCCACCGAAGACAAGCAAUCGCCCUUCAUGCCCAUGUUCGAGACCUUCCGCGCCGAAUUGGACGAACACCACGACCGCCGAGAACGCACCAUCAAAGCAUCGCGAGACAUAACCGCUGCAUCAAAGAAGAUAAUUCGCAAACUCGCCCAUCCGCUACCUGCACAUGUCAACAAGAACAAUGCACAAUACUACGACAUUAUCAAAGAUCGCUACAACACAGUCUCUGCCGACCUCCAAGGAUUGAAUGCCUGGAGAUAUGCCCGCAACAUUACUGGUGGCAAUCAAGAGUACAUGGAAGCUGCUAUUUUCCAGCAUUAUCUGACCACUGGAACGCUGCUCACAUAUGAAGAGUCGGUCGAGCAAUUGCGCGCGUUAGGUGGUGAGGGUGGUCCGGUACAACUCACCGUCGAGGACUAUCUGCUCGGUGUCUUCGAUAUGACGGGUGAACUGAUGCGUUUCUCCAUUACCACCAUGGCUACCGAUGGCAAACUCCCUUCUGUCGACUCGAGUGACAGCACUACGUCGGCGGAUAAGAUGGACGUGGAUUCUCAACCGAGCAGUCACAGAGAUGUUCUCACGGAUCUUCGUACGCUGCGUUCAGAGCUGGAAGGCUUGAACGUCGGCUUCGGCAGUUCCUUCGCCCGCGAUGUGGACAAGAAGAUGGAUGUUAUGCAGACAAGUGUCGAGAAGGUGGAAAAGGCCUUGUACGGUUUAGUCAUUCGAGGCAGGGAAAGACCGAAGGGAUGGAUGCCCGAUCUCGACUCUGGUCCACGCAGAGACGUCGAAGUCGAUGCUUAA